Messenger RNA from Theobroma umbraticum, 2912 nucleotides. The record is from RefSeq and is a predicted model, not a curated record. Lineage: Eukaryota; Viridiplantae; Streptophyta; Magnoliopsida; Malvales; Malvaceae.
ACGAGGGCAACCUCGUCAAAUCAAAAAAAGAAUGACGGCAUCAUCGUCUAAAAAUACAAUUUUCCAGAUAAAAAUAUAUCUAAGGAAAAAACAAAAUUACCCUCGAUUUAUCCCUCUCUUCUAAACGCUUCAAAAUCUUCGUCUCUAAGCUCCCUCUCCAAUUGAAAAUUCAUUUCCAUUUUUGAAAUUUAGCUUUCGAAAUCUCAAAUCUCUCUCUCGCUCUUUUACUCUCCGAACACAACAACCGGAUCUCUCUUCUCUCUGCAAUGUCUAUUGAUUCUGAGUGCAAGAUCCCCUAACUCCGUUCCUCCGUUUGAUCAAAUCCGUUUUGUUUCUCGACUCAGUGAGUCAAACUGCCAUUCCUCGACUUUUUAUACGAAGGGAGCCGAAGAAUGGGGGCGGUGCCUUCGACGCCGCGCCACACCAGCACCACCACCGAAACGGCGGAGUACCUAAUCGGCACCUUCGUCGGCGAGAAAUCGUUUCCUUUGGCUUCCGAUUUCUGGCAGAAGCUUUUGGAACUUCCUCUCACUCUCGGCUGGGCCCCUCACCGUGUUCGCCAGGCUUGCCAGCUCUUCGCACAAAACAACCGCCAUACUAGGCACCUUGCAAAGAUUCUGAUUCACUUGUCAUGGUGUUUACAAGAGGCAAUUCAAACUUCUGGUGCUCCAUCCCCGGUUUAUAUGAAGGCUGUUAAUGCAGUGUACAUUUCAUCUGUGUUUUUGAAGUACAUAAUUGAAAAUUCUCAGAGUGAGACCAUUGGGGAUUUACGUUUGUCUCUUAAUGAAAAUGAACCGGUGCCUAAGGAUUUUGUGGCAGAUCAAAGCAUCGAGAAUCUUGUAAUGUAUAAUGUGCUUACCUUUAUCGGUUCAAUAGAUGUAAGUCCAACUACGUCCCUUCUACAUCAGGAGCUGCUUAACUUCAUGCUUGUUACGAUGUCAACUCAACUUCUUUCUGGACCAUCGCCAGGGCCGAAAGAUGUGAAUCCUUUUAUUGAUGCAGCAAUGUCUCAGGAAAGUUUGCUGGUGUCUCUGGUGGUUCGUAGGUUGCUGCUCAACUAUAUAAUGCGACCUCGUGUUCCCUCAAGCAGUGCUGCUUCUUACUCUAUUUUUUCUGAAGAAAGUCAACCUGGCGUUUUACAAAGAGUUGGCUCUGCUGCUGCAAGCAUUGUAUUGUUGCCAUUCAAUUAUUGGGUCAGUUCAAAUGGUGAAGGCUCUAGAAAUCAACUGGCAGACUGCGGUCUUCAUGUGCUACUUAUUCUUAUUCAUUACCAUAAAUGCGUUGUAAGCGACGAGUCUAUAACAGAUAGAAGUGAUGACAGUGCCACCUCAGAUUCUGUUUCAAAAGUGAAUACAUAUUUUAUUGCCAAUCCCUACAGCAAGGCCUUAGAAAAUGCAAGGGAUAUUGAAUUUGAUCGUCUUGAUGUUGAGGGGAAUGCACAAAAUGGACCAGCCGUGAGAUUACCUUUUGCAUCCCUAUUUGAUACCCUUGGCAUGUGCUUGGCUGAUGAGACUGCUGUCCUUUUACUUUACUCUUUAGUGCAAGGAAACUCUGACUUUUUGGAGUAUGUACUAGUGCGAACCGAUUUGGAUACAUUGUUGAUGCCCAUCUUGGAAACAUUAUAUAAUGCUUCGAGGAGGACAUCAAAUCAGAUAUACAUGUUGCUGAUUAUACUCCUCAUACUUAGUCAAGAUUCUUCAUUCAAUGCAAGUGUUCACAAGAUGAUACUGCCAGGUGUUCCAUGGUAUAAAGAGCACCUCCUUCAUCAGACAUCUCUUGGUUCCCUGAUGGUCAUAAUACUGAUAAGGACAGUACAAUAUAACUUGUCUAAGUUGCGGGAUGUCUAUCUCCAUACUACUUGCCUUGCAACUUUGGCAAAUAUGGCGCCUCAUGUCCAUCGUCUGAGUGCAUAUGCUUCUCAGAGACUUGUCAGCCUUUUUUAUAUGCUUUCACGCAAGUACAACAAAUUGGUAGAGCUAAGAGAUGAUAAACUGCAAACCAAAGCCAUCUCAACAGGGGACGGUCUUGUGGAAGAUAUGUCAGCAGAAUUGCAAAUUUAUACUGACUUCUUGAGAAUCGUCCUUGAAAUAUUAAAUGCAAUUUUGACUUAUGCACUGCCACGGAAUCCUGAGGUAUAUCUUUUAAUAAAGCUAUAUGAGAUUAUUUUUUUUAAGUUCUCACCAACACUUUCGAACAUGGAUCUGAAAAUGAAUGUUUAUGCUUUUGGGCAGGUUGUAUAUGCCAUUAUGCACAGGCAGGAAGUCUUUCAUCCAUUUAAGAACCAUCCUCGCUUUACAGAGCUGCUUGAAAAUAUUUACAAUGUAUUAGAUUUUUUCAACAGUCGAAUGGAUGCCCAGAGGUUGGAUGGUGAAUGGUCCGUAGAAAAAGUUCUCUUGUUCAUAAUUAAUAAUUGUCGAUCUUGGCGAGGUGAAGGGAUGAAGAUGUUUACUCAGUUACACUUCUCAUAUGAACAAGAGAGUCAUCCAGAGGAGUUCUUUAUUCCAUAUGUGUGGCAGCUCCUCCUAUCCCGCUGUGGAUUCAGUUUUAAUGCAAGUGCUAUAAAUUUGUUCCCUGUUGAUCUGCAGGCUGAUAAACAAAUUUACUCUGGAGGAGAACCCAAUGCAAAUCAAAGUGGAGAGUUGAAUGAACACGAAGUUCAGCUCGAUCCAUAGAGGGCAUGAUAUAACUGACGCUUCUUCUAUGCGUGUAUGGUUCUCGGUGUAUUUGUAAAUAUAUAAAAGAAAAUAGCAGAAAAUGUAUUCUUCUCAUUCUUUCUCUGUUUAUAUGUUGGAAACACUGUAGAGGCCUUUUCGAGGUAGAUAUAUUUUUAGAAUCCUUGUAUGAAAUAAGAGAGGAUCGGUGAUUCCAUUUCUAUAAUAUAAUUCUCAGGAAAAAAAGAAAAGAAAAGAAAA